Messenger RNA from Gekko japonicus, 1063 nucleotides. RefSeq names its product BCL2 associated athanogene 2 (gene BAG2). The coding region runs from base 235 to 1041 and encodes 268 amino acids. The transcript has 3 exons. The record is from RefSeq and is a predicted model, not a curated record. Gene Ontology annotation, biological process: protein stabilization. Lineage: Eukaryota; Metazoa; Chordata; Lepidosauria; Squamata; Gekkonidae. Gene Ontology annotation, molecular function: protein-folding chaperone binding; adenyl-nucleotide exchange factor activity.
UGCCACAAGCCCGCAGUUUACUUUUAAUGAGGAUGAGGGCCUCUGAGCAUGUGCGAGUAUGCGAGAGUACCUUUUUCUCUGCUCCCUGCCUCUCAGCCCGCCUAUGGCUCUUGGCCGCCAGCCAGGGUUAAUUACUUGUCAGCCGUGAGCUCCGGGACUUCUGCUUCCGCCUGCUUAAGGGCUCCUGAAACGCUGAGAGAGAGAUCGACAACGAAGGGAUGACUUGGGCGGGGAAUGCGCGUUCCCUUCUUUGGCAGCGACGCGGGUGUGAAUCUAGGAGCGGCGUUGUCGCCACAGCCUGCAGGGACUCUCCCUGGGCAAGUCGCAGAGGCGGCCACCUUUCUCUCCUUGCGCGCCGGGCCCGCUAUGGCCCAGGCCAAGAUUAGCAGCAGCGUGAAGAGUGGCGGCGGCGGCGGCGAAGCAGCCCAGCAACCGGGCGGUGGGCAGGUCCGAGGCCGCUUUUUCCGCUCCACUUCCAUGGCGGACCGCUCCAGCCGCCUGGUGGAGAGCCUUGACCAGCUGGAACGGAGGGUUGAAGCCUUGCGGGAUGCAGCAUCAUCAAUGGAACAAGAAAAAGAAUCUCUUCUGGAAAUGAUCCAUAAUAUACAGAACAGCCAAGAUAUGAGGAAUAUCAGUGAAGGUGAAAGAGAAGAGCUCAAUCUGACUGCCAAACGUCUGAUGGGUAGAACCCUCACAGUUGAGGUUUCCGUAGAAACCAUCCGAAAUCCCCAGCAGCAGGAGUCACUGUUUCAUGCUACACGGAUGAUUGACGAAAUAGUCAGUAAACUCUUAGAUGACUUAGAAGACUCCAAGAGCCGCUUAGUGUCACUUUAUGGGGCAUGUACAUCUGAGGUACCAUCUGGACCCAUCGAUCAGAAAUUCCAGUCAGUUGUUAUUGGAUGUGCUAUAGAAGAUCAGAAGAAAAUCAAGAGACGGCUAGAGAUUCUACUAAGGAAUAUAGAAAACUCUGAAAAAUCCAUCAUGCUCCUAGAGCAUCAGAAGGCAACUACCAGGCACCUCUGCAACAAUGGAAAAGAUUAAAAGCUAUCCCUGUUUCCACAAA